Messenger RNA from Cephus cinctus (wheat stem sawfly), 2164 nucleotides. RefSeq names its product transmembrane protein 120 homolog. Lineage: Eukaryota; Metazoa; Arthropoda; Insecta; Hymenoptera; Cephidae. Gene Ontology annotation, cellular component: membrane. The transcript has 6 exons. The coding region runs from base 381 to 1463 and encodes 360 amino acids. The record is from RefSeq and is a predicted model, not a curated record.
AAUAUACUGAGUAGAGAGAAGCACCUCGCAAGGGGUCCCACACUUGUGUGAAAUCGCUACUGUCGGCUACUGCUUAAUCGUUCCGAGGUUCAUGUGGAAUGAAUGCAGAUUAAUCGUUGUCUGACGAGGGACCUCUUAUCGGCACAAUUUGGCUUCUCUUAUUAAUAAUUUGUCUCACGUAUCCCGGUACUGCGACACAUUAAGUUUGUGCGAUACUCUGCCAGUGAAUGAGCUGCGGUCGAUUGUCCUUGAAUUAAAUUCGCGUUGGGAUCGAAGUACUACGAGGCGGUUUAUUGUCUUGACAUCUACUUAUCUACCUAUCUGCUUACCUCAGAAUCUGGGAGGAUAAGGCAGAAGAAUCAUAAGAUCCUCUGGCGAAGAUGGACAUCGAUGUGGACACUUGUUUGAAGGAUUGGAAUGAUUUGGCUCAGGAUUACAAGGAGCUGGAGACACUGAAUAGAGAGUAUAUUGCUAAACUAGAGGAAGUUGGAGAGCUACAGGCAAAAUGUUUGAAGGGGAUUUCACAUCAAAGAUAUCGUAUGGGUGUGAUAUCCAAAUCUCUUAAACAACUUCAUGCAUGUGAAACCAGAAAGGCUCUAGAUAAAGAUAUGACUAGACGAAAGGAACAGCUUCAUGAAAUGGAACAAACUUUACCAAAGCCAAAUGGAAGAUAUCUCAAAAUAAUAUUGGGCAAUGUUAAUGUUUCUAUAUUAAAUAAAAAUGACAAAUUCCGAUAUAAAGAUGAAUACGAGAAAUUCAAAUUGGUCUUAUCAGUCAUUGGUUUUGUAUUGUCUGUGAUCAAUCUUCUAACUAAUAUAAGCUCAUUACAUCCUUCCAGAACUUUGGAGCUCAUUUUUAUGUUUGUGCUGGUAUGGUACUACUGUACUUUAACAAUACGUGAAAGCAUAUUAAAAGUAAAUGGAUCCCGAAUAAAAGGAUGGUGGCGUUUUCAUCAUUUCCUAUCCACUGUAGUAUCCGGUGUUCUGUUAGUCUGGCCUAACACAGGUCCUUGGUAUGCGUUCCGUCAGCAAUUCAUGUACUUCAACGUGUAUAUAAGUUUUGUACAAUAUCUACAAUUCCGUUAUCAGCGAGGUGUUCUCUAUCGUUUGAAAGCACUAGGUGAAAGACACAACAUGGACAUCACUAUCGAAGGGUUCCAUUCCUGGAUGUGGCGAGGCCUUUCCUUCCUCUUACCAUUCCUUUUUGUGGGCUACUUCUUCCAGCUCUACAAUGCCUAUACAUUAUAUGUGCUAAUCUCUCAUCCAGAAGCAACCUGGCAUGUGCCAGUGCUUAGUGCCAUGUUCUUGGUAUUGUUUCUAGGUAAUGUAAUAACCACGAUAAUGGUUAUUCCUGAAAAGCUGCGGGAGCGAGUCCGCGACCAUCUUCCCGGAGUAUUUAGUUCGAAAUCAGAUCGCAAAAAAGAAGUUAAAGAAGAAGAGAACAAAUCAACCAAACAUGACUGAAUCAAAUACAAAUUAAAAUUUCCGAUUGACAAGAAACACUCCUUGUAUUGACGUUUAGUGCGUCGAAACAUCACAAAAAGAAAAGGGUAAAAUUACGUGACAUAAAGUGCCGUAUACGAAGGGAUAGGUAUUUUUAUUUCCUUUUCCUCAGUGUAUAUAGAAGGGAGCUAUUGUGUUCUUUCGAAGCAUCAAGUAUUGAAAUAUGAAUCGGGGACUCCGAAGUAAUUAAUCAUUCGACGCAAUCCGCUAGUAAUCGCGAAGGCUCGAUUACAAUCAUUUUCAUCGUCCAUAGCGCGCAGAUCAAUUUUGCAUUGCAAAAUGCAAUGCAUUGUGUAAUAUACAGUAAAGUGUCAUAACACGUGUUGUUUUUGUAACGUCGACCAUGAUUCUUAUACAUACGAUCCACGAUCAUACGAGUUUAAACUUAUCAAGAGAAGAAAAAAAGUAGUUCGUGCUACUGUCAGUAACGGAAUAAAAGACACGAAAAAAAUCGACUAACCGUCACGGCUUCUAUUUUUAUUUAGAAAUUCCAAAGGAAUCUUAUCGAAACUCCUACAAUAAUUGGCAGAGAUCGUAUCUCGUUCUCGUUAUUAUCGCAUAUACAGAUGCGGCAAUAUAGACUAUUUGUUUCUUUACAAUUACUUAUACUGGUGUAUUUAUUACAAUAUCUGUAAAUAAAUAAAGAAAUCGCAUCACCAAAA